This is a messenger RNA of Juglans microcarpa x Juglans regia, 1110 nucleotides long. RefSeq names its product 50S ribosomal protein L15, chloroplastic. Lineage: Eukaryota; Viridiplantae; Streptophyta; Magnoliopsida; Fagales; Juglandaceae. Gene Ontology annotation, molecular function: structural constituent of ribosome. The coding region runs from base 109 to 891 and encodes 260 amino acids. Gene Ontology annotation, cellular component: ribosome; cytosolic large ribosomal subunit. The record is from RefSeq and is a predicted model, not a curated record. Gene Ontology annotation, biological process: translation. The transcript is spliced from 4 exons.
GAAGGUAUACGUAUCGACUGUAGAGGAGCCUUCCCUUCCUCUUACCCUUACCCAUAUCCGUUUAAACCGUGCCUUUGCACUGGGACUGAGCAUCACACACCUUAUUCCAUGGCAGCUCUCCUCUCUCUAUCAACAACACUGCCUCCCUCCUCUUUCAAGGGAAGUUUUACGAAGUUGAGGCCAAGUCCAUGUCGGUUCCAAUCGCUCAAGCUAAACCUCAGGAGCAGAGAAAGGCGACCGUUAAUUGUGCUCAACCAGGCAGAUGCUUUUGUUGCACAGGCUCCUCUGUCCAGCGUUCGGUUCCGGCUUGACAAUCUGGGCCCGCAGCCGGGGUCGAGGAAGAAAGCGAAGAGAAAGGGAAGAGGUAUAGCGGCAGGGCAAGGAAACAGCUGCGGGUUCGGUAUGAGGGGUCAGAAAUCGAGGUCCGGGCCCGGAGUAAGGAAGGGGUUUGAGGGCGGCCAAAUGCCGCUUUAUCGGAGAAUUCCCAAGUUGAAGGGAAUUGCGGGAGGUAUGCAUGCUGGUUUACCUAAGUAUGUCCCGGUUAACUUAAAGGACAUAGAAGCCGCUGGGUUUCAAGAAGGAGAAGAGGUAUCUUUGGAGACAUUGAAGAAGAAGGGUUUAAUUAAUCCAUCAGGAAGAGAAAGGAAACUCCCUCUAAAGGUUCUAGGUGAUGGGGAAGUAAGAAUGAAGCUGAACAUAAAGGCCCGUGCCUUUUCAGUGGCAGCUAAGGAGAAACUUGAGGCUGCUGGCUGUUCCCUCACUGUGCUUCCUGGCCGAAAGAAAUGGGUAAAGCCAUCAGUUGCCAAGAACUUAGCACGUGCCGAAGAGUACUUUGCCAAGAAGAGAGCUGCUGCUGCUGCUGCUGAUGCAUCUGAACAAGCUUCUGCUUGAACCACCUGUCAGCAGCUGCAUCAGCAUUCCUCAAGAAAAUUGUAGAGUAGGAAUUGGCAGCAUCAUGCUGGGUGUUCAAAUCUUUUCCUUUUUUUUUUUUGACCUUUUUCCUUUUGGGUUUUUCCUCCUUCAGUUUUUUGAUGCUGUAGUUACAUUUUAUAUUUCUUCUAAGUGUAAUAAUAUUGUUCAUUCAUUGUGAAAUUGGUGAAAGUUAGCUAA